AUGAGCUCUGCUAGUGUUGAAGGUCAGUACAUACGAUUGCGUGACACCAAAGAAGAACCUCCUGGUGUUGGAGUUGAGUGCAGUCUUGAUGGUGAGUUUAGAGCCUACAUUCCUGUGAGACCCACACUGUUAUCUCAAUUAGAACUGGUGGAGACUCAAGAAGCCUUGGUGGUACAAGAUUUGUUGGUGACAUUCCUUGGGUUUGAGGGCCGUUAUAUUCGUUAUAGUUCUCGGUACGAUGUUGAUGAUGUGGAUAUGUUUGUUACUGGGCCUGAUUAUAAGACGGCGAUUCAUAUGGAUGUAAGUUUAAAAGCAGUUGCUAAGAAACUACUCACUUUGAGUAAGUAUUAUAGUGGAUUAAGUGGAUUCAUAGAAAUCUACGACAAAGUUGGCUAUGGUAGACUUGUGCAACGGUUUUGCUUUGAAAUCCAACAGUACUUGAAGCAAUAUAGAGCUUUGGUACAACAAUUGAAAUGGGAAUUUGAUAACUCCAGUACUUUCAAUAUUCAUGUUUUGGAAAACACCAUGGAACGUCAAGUGGCUAUGAAAAUACAGUAUCUUUAUGGCAUUGCCAUGGAAUUACAUCAAAUAAAUCAACAGAAAAGGCUGACUCCAUUUGAUCAAAUUCAAUUUGAACACUUUGUUCAAGAAGCUAAGGAAACCCUUCAAGGAGGCUCUAUGAGUAGUAGUGGUAGACCAUUGGAAACUGCUGCUACUCUGAGUAUAUUUACAUCUUGUAAAGGUUGUAUUGUUCUCAAAGCCAUACAGAUACAAGCUAAUAGUGCCAAGGGAGAUACAAAUUCUUUUGAGUUUCUUAGUCAUCUCUAUAGAUCAGUUAGUGAAGAGUAUGUGGUUAUAUUAAACCAGUGGCUCUUGAAAGGUGAGAUAGAUGAUCCCUUUGAUGAGUUUCUUGUGAAGGAACAACAAGUGAAACGAGAUUUACAAGGUCUUUUUGCCUUGGAAAGUGAAGAGUAUUGGGCUAAUGCCUUUGUUAUCCGUACCGAGGGUUUAAUUGAUCAAUUUUUGAAUUCCCUGAUACAGCAGAAGAUUCUUAACACGGGAAAAUACCUUAACAUUUUCCAAAAGUUUACAGGUUUGCAAUUGGAUCAACUUGGUAUAGACUUACCAAAAGUUACUCCAAUAGAAAAGCUAGAUUCAAGUGAUUUGGAAAUAAAAAUAAAUCAAAUGUAUCUCCGAGCAAAUGUGCUUAUGGGACAACUUAUAUUUCAAGGAUACAAUUUAACAUCAGUACUUGAACAUUUAGGUAGGUUAUUCUUUGCUAUUGACUCAAGCAGGCUUGAUCAGUUUUUGGGGUUAACCAUGAGUGAUUUACGUGUUGGUGUUCAACGAGCUUCUGUGUCUCGUAUCUCACAUUCCUAUGAAGAAGUCUUCAAUGUGUGUCCACCAUUUGAGUUUUGUGGUGAAGAUGAACAAGACAGAUUUGAAGAAAGUAUUGAUAUUACUGAGAUUAUAAAUCAAAUGGUGAAGUUUUCAAUUAGUUCACAAAGUUUUUUUGAAAUUGUUCGAGAUGAGCUUAAUAUCGAAUCUUUUGAUGCUGAAAGGGCACUUGCUAAUGUUGAAUCCAAGACUUUUGGUCAAUUUUAUCAUGAGAUACUAAAGCAUAUGGAGAAUAAAGAUAAUGAAACUGCAGAUUUGCAUAGUAAAGAUCUUGAAGGAGUUGGAAGUAUUUGUAAUUAUACUGUUUCUCAUUUGGAUAUAAGUGUUACACUCCCAUUCCCCUUGAAUAUUAUUAUGGGUAGACAAUGUUUGUAUCGGUACGAAUUGAUAUGCAAAUUCCAAAUGAUCAUCAAAUUCAUGUCAAAGUACAGUGAAUCUACAUGGAAGACUAUGAGAACUUCUCGUCAAUGGUGUGAAUUCACUAAACUUGGUUCAAACAAACCAGCAGGAGGAGUAUACCAAAGUCUUCGAAAAUGGUGUUUACGAGCAACAGUAUUACAAUCCCGGAUGUACCAAUUCCUUAUUCAGAUCCAAAACUAUUUGGCGAUAGAUGUUAUAAAAGAAAACUAUUCUCGUUUAAUCGAAAGAGUGGAGAGUACCCGAGAAUAUUUGGAGAAGGCGUCACAUCAACAGAAUGUUGGAGGAGGAAGGUCUUCUAUGGCCGCCCCUCAAACUUCUGCAUACUCAACUUUGCUUUCGUCUACCAUUCAAGCAGGAGCCUUUAAAGGUAUUUCGGCCAGAGAAGUUGUGACCAAUUCACUUGAUCAAUUGAUACUUGAGAUCGAUGAAUGUAUGAAUGAUAUACUUUACAGUUCCCUUGUGCUUGAGAGUGAUUUGGUUAUUCACAUUCAAAAGCUUUUAGAUAUUAUUGGACUGUUUAAUCAUUUCAUUCAUCAAGCAACUAAGAUUAUGGGUAUCACCAUGGACGUAUUGGCAUCUCGAUACAAUGAAUUGGAAGAACAAUUGAAUGAUUAUAAUGAAAUAUUUGGAACACAAUUGACUGCUUUUAUGGUUCAAUUGAAUUUCUUUGGUCAACGGGUUAAUAAGAAUGCAUUAGAGUUUAGUGAAAGUCUUGAAAGAUGUUUCCCAUCGAAUCAAUAA
Molecule: messenger RNA, 2559 nt
Organism: Lizanozyma spartinae
Lineage: Eukaryota; Fungi; Ascomycota; Pichiomycetes; Serinales; Debaryomycetaceae
Exons: 1
Coding region: 1-2559 (852 amino acids)
Biological process (GO): spindle assembly; meiotic cell cycle; mitotic cell cycle
Cellular component (GO): gamma-tubulin complex; equatorial microtubule organizing center; centrosome
Molecular function (GO): microtubule minus-end binding; gamma-tubulin binding
Source: RefSeq, a predicted model, not a curated record